Enhydra lutris kenyoni (northern sea otter) is the source of this 2778-nucleotide messenger RNA. Its product is annotated as coagulation factor II thrombin receptor. NCBI's taxonomy places the organism in Eukaryota, Metazoa, Chordata, Mammalia, Carnivora, Mustelidae. Gene Ontology annotation, biological process: thrombin-activated receptor signaling pathway; positive regulation of blood coagulation; blood coagulation. Gene Ontology annotation, molecular function: thrombin-activated receptor activity. The record is from RefSeq and is a predicted model, not a curated record. Bases 74 to 1357 code for a protein of 427 amino acids. The transcript has 2 exons. Gene Ontology annotation, cellular component: membrane.
GAGGGAGAGCGCACGGAGCGCAAGCCGCUCAGAGGCUGAGUAGUCCACCCGAGCCGCGCCGAACCUCCGGACAAUGGGGCCGCGGCGACUGCUGCUCGUGGCCGCCGGACUCAGUCUGUGCGGCCCCCUGCUGUCGGUCCGCACUCGAGGCCGCAAGCCCGAGUCAAAAGCAACCAAUGCUACUGUGGAUCCCCGGUCAUUUUUUCUCAAGAUCAAGAAUGAUAUAUUUGAACCAUUCCCACUGGAUGGCGAUGAGGAGAAAAACAGGAGCAGGUUCCCCGAAGACAGACUAAGCCCCAUCAAUAUAAGCCAUCCCCUUCAAAAACUGCACCCUGUAUUUAUCUCAGAAGAUGCCUCAGGGUAUCUUACCAGCACCUGGAUGACACUUUUUAUCCCCUCUGUCUACACUGGCGUGUUUGUCAUAAGCCUUCCUCUGAAUAUCAUGGCCGUUGUUGUGUUUAUCUUGAAGAUGAAGGUCAAGAAGCCCGCUGUGGUAUACAUGCUGCAUCUGGCCACGGCAGACGUGCUCUUUGUGUCAGUGCUCCCGUUCAAGAUCAGCUAUUACUUUUCCGGCAGUGAUUGGAGAUUUGGUUCCGAAAUGUGUCGCUUUGUCACCGCAGCCUUUUACUGUAACAUGUACGCCUCCAUCAUGCUCAUGACAGUCAUAAGCAUUGACCGGUUUUUGGCCGUGGUGUACCCCAUCCAGUCCCUCUCCUGGCGUACCCUGGGGAGGGCUUCCUUCACUUGUCUGGCCAUCUGGGCUCUGGCCAUUGCGGGGGUGGUGCCUCUCCUUCUCAAGGAGCAAACCACCCAGGUGCCGGGGCUCAACGUCACCACCUGCCAUGACGUGCUCAGUGUAACCCUCCUCAAAGGCUACUAUGCCUAUUACUUCUUAGCCUUCUCUGCUGUCUUCUUCUUUGUGCCCCUGAUCGUUUCCACCAUCUGUUACGUGUCUAUCAUUCGAUGUCUUAGCUCCUCCGCGGUCGCCAACCGGAGCAAGAAGUCCCGGGCUUUGUUCCUUUCGCUUGCUGUUUUCUGCAUCUUCCUCCUCUGCUUUGGUCCCACAAACAUCCUCCUGAUUCUGCAUUACUCCUUCAUUUCUCAGGAGUCCAUGACAGAGGCUGCCUACUUUGCCUACCUCCUCUGUGUAUGUGUCAGCAGCAUCAGCUGUUGCAUUGAUCCCUUGAUUUACUAUUAUGCCUCUUCCGAAUGCCAGAGGUACCUCUGCAGCAUCUUAUGCUGCAAGGAAAGUUCUGAUCCCAGCAGCUACAACAGCAGCGGUCAGCUGAUGGCCAGCAAAAUGGAUACCUGCUCAAGUCACCUGAAUAACAGCAUAUACAAAAAGCUCUUAACUUAGGGAAAGGGACUGCUGAUGAGUUAAAAAGAAGAGGUUAAAAAAGCGAAUAGCCUGAGGGUUCUAUUAGUCCCCACCAAAAAAGUAUUUACGAUCAAAAACAACAAAUCUAUGAUUCGCAUGCCUCUUUCUUAUGAGAGCCAUUGAUCAUAUCUAUUUGUUAGUUUAUAGGAAAAGAUAGCAAACAUCGAAAACAGUGUCAUUCCAAGAGUGUUUCUCCAGUGCUACAGUAAUAACUGAAUGUCAUAUUCUGAUACACAUAGGUGACUUACUAUGUAUGUGCAUUUGUGCAUAUAUAGGUGUGUAUACACACACUUAUAUCAUUUGCAGUGCAGUAUAGAAUAGGCACUUUGGAACCCUCCCUUUUUUCCACCAGAGAUUAAGGAAAGAAACAUUCCAGUUGGUGGAGUUUAACCCGGAGCAUCUGAAGAUGUUCGCCAAUAGGGAGGGAAUCUGUUGUUUGGACUUACACAGCUUUUGCAAAUAAGUGUAUUUUGAAAUUGUUCAACAACAAUGUUUAAGUUAUUAAGGGAUAAGACUUAGUACUAUCUGUGUGUAGAAAAAGUUCUACUCUUUGUCACUGUAAACGUAUCAAGGUUUGAAUUCUUUAAAUUAUGGGAACAGAUGAUAGGGGUAGCAUUUUUGAUGUUUUAUACUCUGUGUCUAUAAAUUGAGAAUGAGCAUAGGUCCCACAAGUGACCUUAGGUUGGCUUUCAAAGUAACCUGCCCCGAGAUGGGGGACUCCAAGCAAUAGAUAAAAGCAGGGCCCUUUCAGACACAGACUGGCCAGAAAAGCCUCCAGCUGAGCCUCCCAGAGGUCAGCACUGGAACCACCACGGUUGCUCUGUCCUCCUGAGGUUCCCUCAAGGGGUGGCUGUGAACUCUCUUGUUUAUUAGAAAUUGGCAAAGUAAUCUUGGAAGCAGCUUUGGUCAAGACUUCAGAUGACCACUGCCACAAGUGGACUACAACCUCAUGAGAGCCAGGACUAAGAUAUGCCCAGAUUCCUGACCUACGGAAACAGUGUGAGGUAAAAGAUGUUCAUUGUUUUAAGUCAGAGGAGUUGGCACACUGUCAAUGGAAGGCCAAAUCCAUUCUGCUGCCUGUUUUUGUAAAUAAAGUUUUUUUGGAACACACAGACACACACAAAAAGAAAUUGGCAAAGUAGGUCAUGCUAUCCCAGGAGAUAAUGGAUAUAAAAGACCUCUCUGCCCAUUUUAAGAACGAGAAAGAAGGCCCACUCACUUCCAGCAGUUAUACCCCAAGGAGCAUUCUGGAAUGGAAACACUCAUGGAGCAAACAUGAAACACAUUUUGUGCUCUGGGCACAGGUAUGGGUGCUGGGCAUACAGAGUUGAGAAAGACUGAGACCGGCCAUCAAGAAAAACAAAGUAGACCAAUGCAGAGUGUGUAUGUGUAUAAUAAAU